AUGGCGCGCCGCUAUGACAGCCGAACGACCAUAUUCAGCCCUGAGGGGCGGCUGUACCAGGUCGAAUAUGCGAUGGAGGCGAUCUCAAAUGCGGGCGCCGCGAUCGGCUGCCUAGCGAGCGACGGAGUGGUCCUUAUCGCGGAGAAGAAGAUCACAUCAAAG
Monoraphidium neglectum is the source of this 162-nucleotide messenger RNA. RefSeq lists its product as hypothetical. Gene Ontology annotation, cellular component: cytosol; proteasome core complex, alpha-subunit complex; nucleus. Gene Ontology annotation, biological process: ubiquitin-dependent protein catabolic process. The record is from RefSeq and is a predicted model, not a curated record. Lineage: Eukaryota; Viridiplantae; Chlorophyta; Chlorophyceae; Sphaeropleales; Selenastraceae. The transcript has a single exon. The annotation marks the transcript as partial.